Andrographis paniculata is the source of this 585-nucleotide messenger RNA. RefSeq lists its product as uncharacterized. Bases 1 to 585 code for a protein of 194 amino acids. Gene Ontology annotation, molecular function: ubiquitin protein ligase activity. The record is from RefSeq and is a predicted model, not a curated record. Gene Ontology annotation, cellular component: cytoplasm. Gene Ontology annotation, biological process: protein ubiquitination. Lineage: Eukaryota; Viridiplantae; Streptophyta; Magnoliopsida; Lamiales; Acanthaceae. The transcript has a single exon.
AUGCCAAUCGACUACGACUCCUACUUCACCACCGUUGGACAAUCCGGAUUUACAGUAACCUUCAAUUUCAAUUUCCAUUUCGAGGUAGAAGAAUGUGUUCGAUACACAGCUCUAUCGACUCCAUCAACAUACUUAAGGCAGGUCACUCAAUCGGCGGUGUCAACGUGGACCAAAAUGGAUCAAUUAUUCAACCGUAAACAGGCCUCGAAAUUCCUCGAUGAUCAUCUCCGGUUAUGGCUCUUCCAAGAAGACGAGCGAUUAGGCUACGAAGCGAUUAGCUUGUUGGCGGACAUGGAUUCGAGAUGGGAUUCCGUCGAGAUUCCGCGUGAUGUGUCUAUAAAACACAGCCACGUUUUUAACGAUGAGUCUCUGCCGCCUUGGAUAGAGCUCUUGAAAAAUAUGGUUAUAAUGCCGGCGGACUCUACAAUGACUUGCACUGUUUGCUUGGAAGUGAUGACCGGAGAAGGCGAGCCGGCGGCGGCGAUGCCGUGUCAGCAUAUUUUUCAUGAAGAUUGCAUCAAGAAGUGGCUGAUAAUGAGCCAUUAUUGCUCUCUAUGCAGGUUUGAGUUAACGAAGCAAGAUUAA